Haplochromis burtoni (Burton's mouthbrooder) is the source of this 3050-nucleotide messenger RNA. It is a transcript of the gene hmox2b, whose product is annotated as heme oxygenase 2b. The transcript has 7 exons. The coding region runs from base 513 to 1442 and encodes 309 amino acids. Gene Ontology annotation, molecular function: heme oxygenase (decyclizing) activity; heme binding. Gene Ontology annotation, biological process: heme oxidation; heme catabolic process; response to oxidative stress. The record is from RefSeq and is a predicted model, not a curated record. Lineage: Eukaryota; Metazoa; Chordata; Actinopteri; Cichliformes; Cichlidae.
ACGUGGGCCCCUGGUGUGUGGCAAACCGCUGAUUUCUCAAAUCUUAAGCGUGUUUUGUGGAAAUGUUAUGUUAGCUAGCUUACAGCUAACUUGGCUAGCGUUGUUCAGUAAAGUUAGCUGUGGUUGUUAAAGUGAUGCUCCCACUGUGGGAAGCUAGAGGACGAACUCUCGGGUUUAACCUUCGUGUGAUGAUAAAAGGUGGUUUUACAACAUGAUCUGUGAUUGGAGGGAUUCAGCUGAUUUAAAUCACUUACGAGGCUCUCCUCGUAUGGCACUUGCUUGCUCAUUGUGCGAGUUAUGCUUGGAGUCUCCCGUAAAUCAGGUCAGAGGCUUAAAGCCGCUGGAUUUAAGUGGCAAAAGGCUUUAUUUCUUUGACCUCCAUCAUCAUUAACUCAGGGACGACAGCCACUGUGAAGAGGUUAUUAGCUUCACUCGUUUGCUGAUUAACCUCUGUGUCAUCUUGGGGUUAAGUAGGUGUCAGGAAACAUCAUAUCAAUAAGUCACUGGAGAAGAUGGAGACAACAGGGAAUGUGUCCAAUGGUGCAGGGCCUGUGUAUGAGCAGAAAGAAAAGACCCUCAGGCCAGAGGAUCUGUCUGAGAUGCUGGCAGCAGGGACCAAGCAGAUUCACGAAAAGGCUGAGAACACUCAGUUUGUGAAAGAUUUCCUCAGGGGUCGCAUCCGCAAAGAGCUCUUCAAGCUUGGUGCGGUGGCGCUUUACUACACAUACACGGCCCUGGAGGAGGAGAUUGAAAGAAACAAGGAUCACCCCCAUUUUGCUCCUCUUUAUUUUCCCGCUGAGCUGCAUCGCCACGAAGCUCUGGCCCGUGACCUCGAAUACUUUUACGGUCCAGAAUGGAAGAGCCACGCAAGCUGCUCAAAGGCCACCCAACAAUAUGUGGACCGCAUCCAUCAAGUAGGGCAGGAGGACCCAGUGUUGCUGGUUGCACAUGCCUACACUCGCUACAUGGGGGACCUAUCUGGUGGGCAGGUGCUGAAGAAGGUGGCACAGAGAGCCUUGAAGCUGCCGCCCACAGGAGAGGGCUUAGAGUUUUACCAGUUCGAUGCCAUCCAUAGCGCCAAAGCAUUCAAGCAGCUGUAUCGAAGUCGGAUGAAUGAGCUGGAACUGGACAUGGAAACAAAGAAGAGACUGGUGGAUGAGGCUGUGAAGGCUUUUCUGUUCAACAUUGAGGUGUUUGAGGAGUUAGAAGAGAUCGGCAAAACCAUCCAGGAGGAUGUUUUAGAUGCUGGCAUGCCCGUUCAUGGAGCAAUGGGUGGAGACAUCAGCAAAUGUCCCUACUACAAUGCCAAAAUGGCGGCAUCAGGUGGAACAGCAUACGUCCGUCAGCUGGCCAUGGCUGCUCUCAGACACCCGACAGGACAGGUCCUGUUUGCUACUUGGUUUGCUGCCUUGGCUGGACUGGUUGCGUGGUAUCUGAUGUGAUCUGUCGCUCCGUCUGCCACUCUGCUGCUGUGUGAAAAGAGGACUGUAACAGGAAGGACAGUAAAGGACACUGAGAUCUUUCCACGAGAUGUGGACCGUGUCAUAGCUUGUGGUCCAAGUUUAUUUAUUGUUACAUAUUGCAUAAUAAUGUAAGCUUACAAAAAUAUGGAACAGUUAAAUUCAAGCAAAAUGAUCUAUAGGACCAAUAUAAUUCCAUCCAUCACGCUAGAUUUAUUCAUCUUUUAAAUUCUCUACCUCCUCCUGCAUUAUUCCUCCAAUCUGUGUCCUUCCAGUUGCAUUUGGUCGUAUCUCGAGACCUCAUGUAGAUCUCCUAUUUUCUUACUGAAGCGACAUUUCGUUCCACAACUGUAUCUGGCUGUUUAGUAUUUAUUCCUUAAUAAUAAAUUGAACAUAGAGUGAGUUAAUUGUGUGAUUAGUAAAGUUCGCUGUGCACUUUAGAUUUCUACUGAAGCCUUUAGUAAGAAGAUUAUUUGGAAGUGUAAACUUUGACUCCUCGUAUAUAAUUAUCUUUAUUUCUGCACAGUAAUUCAGUUGCAAAGUUAAUGGGAAACCCAAAUUUCAUUAAUCCAUUAAGCUUCAGCUUCAAAUAUUUCGAAACGGUUUGUUUGUUGAGACGGGCGAUAGCAGUUAAAAGCUUGAUUAAUAAUCAGUCUUCACAUACUAAUAACAUAUACAGGAUAUUUUAAUCUCUCCUGGUGCAUGUUCACUUGUAUAAUUUCUCUGCUUUCAGAAUUAUGUGACAGUGCACCUUGUAUUUGUUCAACAAAACCAAACAAACUUGCCUGUUGGUUUGAUUGCAGAGCUUAACUAUCCAAUAUGAAUAAUUCACUGUAAUAAUUCAGCUUUACUGGCAAACGGGAGCCUAUAUUAGGACAGAGGUGCGUGCGGCUGUUUUAAGAGGAAGAUUGUAUUUUUGUACUAAUGACGCUUCAUCCACAUUCUUUCAUGAGAUGAAUUUGUGUGAGAAUACCUUCAGCAGCUCAGCACUUAUUUAUGUGUCCAUUCGUUCAUCAGUAUGCAUUGUGAAUGUAUGAAGUGGGAUGAUCACCUAUAUUGAGUUUUGUUUUGUUUUUUUAAGCACAGAGAAGUGUGUACUGUAUGUAUUUUGUGGUUGAAGUAUAAUCUUUAUCCUAACACAGUAACGGUAUUUUUUAACUUAAAGCACUUGAGGCACAGAGAACCAAAAAAACAAAAAAAUACUGCACAUAAGUGGAUGUGCAGUAUUUUUUGAUGACAGAUGGCUUUAUGCAUCAUAUAUGGAGGACAAAUACAGGGAUAGGCCGAUACGCUCCUGUAGUUUCCAUGUAAUACCAUUUUAUAAUGCUAGUGUCAAAAUGAUUCAGUAGUUUUGGACCUAUUAUCGUAGAUUAAACGUGGAGUGAUUGCCUGAGUCAUAUGUAUUUCUGAUUUUCUUGCAUUUUCAUUGACUCUGCUCUUAAUCCUUAUCUGUAUCUAACUGGAGCUUUACUAGUAACUGGCUAGAGUAAUCUCUUUGUAUGAGAGUGGGGAAAAACUGUAUGUUAUGCUUUCAGUAAUGAAAAAAGACAUGUUUUGUUUUCAUGAAGAAAUAAAACAAAUUCUUUUUGA